Molecule: messenger RNA, 3948 nt
Organism: Eremothecium cymbalariae DBVPG#7215
Lineage: Eukaryota; Fungi; Ascomycota; Saccharomycetes; Saccharomycetales; Saccharomycetaceae
Gene: STE6
Product: ATP-binding cassette a-factor transporter STE6
Exons: 1
Coding region: 1-3948 (1315 amino acids)
Biological process (GO): transmembrane transport
Cellular component (GO): membrane
Molecular function (GO): ATP binding; ATP hydrolysis activity; ABC-type oligopeptide transporter activity
Source: RefSeq, a predicted model, not a curated record
AUGGGGGGUUUGUUCACGAAGAUAUUUGGACGAGGGUCCAAUAUAUAUAUGCAUCUUGAUGCAACUAGUGAUUUUCUAUUAUUAUUCUUGAUGUUUGUUUCGACGUUAUUAUAUGGGUUGGUACCUCCGGUGACAGCAGUUUUGACAGGUAGGAUUUUUCAGCUGUUAGAGGAUUAUGCGAUUGGGACGUUUACAUCUAAAAAUGCCUUUAUGCGCGAGUUGGAGUUGAGGUCAAUGACUCUGUUGAUUGUGGGAUUUGGUGGUUUACCGUUGUGUUGGGCAACUCUCAGUUCGUGGAUGUUGCUAGGAGAGCGUCAGGGUUUCCGUGUGAGACGCAGGUUGCUGGGUGCGUAUCUUAGUAAGACGAUGGCAUGGUAUGACACUAAUGAGAACCUGGAGGGUGAUUUUACCCAAAUCCAUAGAGGGGUGGAGGAGUUAAGAUCUAGUGCGGCUGAAUCGUCGGCGGUCACGUUUCUGAAUGCAGUUACAGUUGUCACGUUACUUACAACGUCGCUUUACUUCUCUUGGUCACUCACCCUUGUCAUUCUGGCCAGUACUCCAUUGAUCAUAGCACUUGCAAUAAUCUUUUCCAAGCUUGUGGAGAAGUAUACGGAGUUGGAGAACACGGAGACAUCCCAUGCGGCGUCUAUUUUGACUUGGUCGAUGGAAGCUCCUCAGUUGAUCCGGUUGUUUGGUACUGAGCAGGUUGAGCUGCAGAAGUUUUCCAUUAGUGUCAAGAAAUGUAGUAAGUUUUUUAUUAAUUUGUCAAAGUAUGCUGCUGCAAACCAAGCUAGUUUACGGGGAUUGUCCCUGAUAAUGUUCGUGCAAGGCUUCUGGUUUGGUAACACAAUGAUCAAAAGAGGUAAGCUAAACUCAGGCCAGGUUAUCACAUGUUUUUCCGCAUGCAUUCUACUGGGUACUACUUUGAAUAAUACUUUACAGCAUAUUGUCAUCAUGCAAAAAGGAAAAGUUGCACUUCAGAAGAUCCUAAGCAUGGUUGAGUCGGAGUCUGAUGCUCUGCGCGGGAGAAGAGGAGAAACAUUUGAGAUUUUUCCUUCUCCGAUAUCAGGCAUGUUCGUGUCACCAGUUUUUCCGAAACAGAUAACCUUCGAAAACGUGAGCUUCAGUUACCCAUCUAGACCGAAUGAAUAUGCACUUGAUAAUGUUAGCUUGACCUUUUAUCCUGAAAAAAUUACCUUUAUCGUUGGUAAGUCUGGGUCUGGGAAGUCUACUCUCAGUAAUCUAUUGUUGAAGUUAUAUUCUGAUUAUGAGGGAACCAUUAAAGUUGGUACUUUAGAUAUCAGAGCUACGAAGGAUUCGUGGCUGUUGGAAAAUAUUACGUUAGUAGAACAAUCCUGCACAUUAUUUAAUGAUAGCUUGCUGAAUAAUCUGUUGCUUACAGCUAAAGAUGAUAAUAAAAAUGAAGCUUCUAUUAAGAGGGCAUGCCAGAUGGCUUUAUUAGAGAAACUCCUUUUCGAUCUUCCAGAUGGCUUAAGCACUGUAAUAGGCAGCAACGGAAUUUCUUUGAGCGGGGGUCAGCAACAAAGGGUGGCAUUGGCCCGUGCCAUUUUACGGGACACACCUGUGUUGAUUUUGGAUGAAUCUAUUUCGGCCUUGGACAUUAUUCAUCGAGAUUUGUUGAUGGAAGUGAUAAGGAAUUGGAGAGCCGGCAAAACAACAAUAAUUCUAACUCACGAACUCUCACACAUUCUGGAUGAUGACUAUCUUUACCUGAUGGAAGAUGGCAAAGUGGGUGAACACGGUUAUAAACGUGACUUAUUGUCUUAUACUUCCGGCCGGUUUACUGAAUUACAUAACGCAGUUAUCCCAUCUGAUCCGUCGGCGAUUGAAGCCAGUCAUGAAAAAGCCAUUAGAUUGAACACUGAAGAGACGACUGGAAGUGGUAUUGUAAGUGAAGAAAGUGAAGAAGAAGACAAUACAGUUGUAAGCUAUGACACGAGGCGUUUUUCUCUGGCUAUAGCCGGGAAUGAGAGUAUGAUGGUUGGAAGCAGAAUAUUCUCACUGAGGUUGAGUAGUUAUUUCCAGGGUGCUAUCAUGCCUGAUGAGCAUGUUUAUUCUUCUACUAUGAAAGGAAGAAAUAAACGAUUAGUGAAUACCCGUGAGGUAACCGAUGAAGGUAGAGUGGACUUGGAAAAGAAACUAGAAGAAAGAAGUAAACCAGUCAUAAUGACCAUAUGGACCAUAAUUUGCAAGAUGUAUGCUACUGUUAACAGGCUCUACAUGCUCUGGGGUUUAACCUUCUCUGCACUAGCUGGUAUCAUUAACCCAGUAUUUUCGUAUACGUUCUCUAAGUUAUUAAGUGGUGUCGUUCCCAAAAAUGAUGGCACUGGGUCCCCACCUUACUUGAUGAAGUGGUCGCUUGUUGUUAUUUGUGUCUCUGUUACAGAUGGUUGUUUCACAUUUUUAAAGAAGUUUAUCCUCAGUGUAUGUAGUGAGUUAUGGAUCAUGUCUUUGCGUAUUAAGGCAAUGGAUCGUAUAUCUAAUCAAGAUGUCCAUUGGUUUAGUCUAGACAUCAACAAGCCAUCAGAAAUUAGCGCGUUGAUUUUAAAUGACUUGAGGGAUUUAAGAUACCUGGUUUCCGGGUUUUUAAGCGCUGUAACAACAUUGAUUUUUGUCUCAGCUAUUGGUUUAGCAUGGGCGUUUGUUUCAGGCUGGAAGCUAUCUCUAGUUUGUAUAUCUACUAUUCCGUUGUUUAUUGGAGUAACAGGGAUAUAUGGUGGUGUACUACAGAAGUAUGAGACAGAUUACAAGACUGCGGUUGCUGAAUUGGAAAACAAUAUGUUUGAAUUUGUUAAAGGUAUCAAAACAGUAAGAUGUUUGCAAUUAGAAUCUCAUUUCUCGAACAAAUAUACAAUGUUAGAGGAGGGUAUGAAGCAUCAGUCCAGAAGGAGAGCUGUUGUUACUGGAUUUGGUGUGGCUUUAUCAAAUGCCUUAGUUAUAGGAGUACAGGCAAUACUUUAUUAUUAUGGUAUUAAGUUGGUUGUAGAUGGAGAAUAUACUCCAGAUAACUUGUUGCAGACUUUUACAUUACUGGUCUUCACUAUAAUGACAUGCUCCGCCCUAAUGUAUGAAGUUCCCAGUUUCAGUCGUGGUCGGAGGGCGGCAACCUACGUAUUUAGAAUCCUCAACACAAGGUCUGACUUCCUCAGUAUUGAUGAUGACUUCAGAACAGAACCAAUUGAAAAGCCAUCCCAUAUGAACCCACUAAUACGUAUACAAGAUCUAACCUUUGCAUAUCCCUCUGCUUUAGAUGUCGAAGUUUACAAGAAGCUGAGUCUCACUAUCAAUUUUGGUGAAAAUCUUGCAAUAGUUGGAGAAUCUGGAUCAGGCAAGUCUACUAUGGGGUUAAUCUUAUGUGGUUUGUAUCCGGUUAAUGGAAAUACAGUGUUUAUAGACGAUACUGACAUAUGCAAGUGGAAUUUGUCCUCCUUAAGAAAACACAUCUCAAUGGUGGAACAGAAAGCAAAAUUCUUUGAUGGUUCUAUCAGAGAUAACUUGAUUUAUGGUCUAGAUCGGAUUGUGACGGACUCACAAAUCUUCGAGGUGCUUUCUCUUGUGGGUAUUGCUGAUUUCGUUAAAGAAUUACCACAAGGUCUUAACACAAGAAUCGAUACGAACUUGAUAUCUGGUGGUCAAGCUCAAAGGAUAUCAAUUGGAAGGGCUCUACUACGUCAGCCGAAACUUUUAAUCCUUGACGAGUGUACGUCCUCUUUGGAUGCUAAAAAUGCACAAGCUAUAGCAAGUUUGGUUGGAAGCUCACUUUAUGGUAUCACCACUAUUGUUAUUACCCAUAAUACCCAGAUGAUGAAAUCAUGCAACAGGAUACUCUUCUUCAAAAAUGGUAGAAUCUCAGAAGAAGGUACCUUCCAAGAAUUAUCCGACUCACGCCGUGAUUUCUAUAGAAUGAUCACCAGCGGAGAGGCCUAA